This is a messenger RNA of Musca vetustissima, 2069 nucleotides long. Its product is annotated as retinal homeobox protein Rx. Lineage: Eukaryota; Metazoa; Arthropoda; Insecta; Diptera; Muscidae. The transcript is spliced from 3 exons. Gene Ontology annotation, biological process: regulation of transcription by RNA polymerase II. Bases 12 to 2069 code for a protein of 685 amino acids. The record is from RefSeq and is a predicted model, not a curated record. Gene Ontology annotation, molecular function: RNA polymerase II transcription regulatory region sequence-specific DNA binding; DNA-binding transcription factor activity, RNA polymerase II-specific.
AAAAACUAACUAUGGAGCAUACCGCCUUUGAGGAUCAAAUAUUUGAAUUCUCAGGACCCCUGAGUCCUUUGGAUGGUAAACCCUUAACACCAACAUCUGUGGCCCAUGGCAUGCAUUCGGUUAUGUUAAGUUUGCCACCGGGAGCUACAGUUAUGCAGCACAGUGGUCAAGGGGAUUUGUGUUCACAACGUUUGCCGGAUUGCCAAACUUUGUUGUCAUCAACAUCGCCCAAAAUGGAUCCAUAUAAAUCUUCAACACCCGAUUACGAUAAUAAAAUGGAAUAUGUUACGAAAAUGGGCUGUUAUUCGCCAACACAGAAAUAUGAAUAUUUGACCACAGCCAAUGGCGGUGGAUCGGCUCAUAAAUUGGAUCAUCAUCAGCAAUACUCAUCAACCCCACCGCCCUCACAAUCGGGUAAUCAUACACCAAAUGGUUUGGCUCAUCAACAUCACAAGUCAAUGGCCCACCAUCAACAUCCCCUUCAUCAUCAACAGCAGCAACAACUCCACCAUUCCCCCAAUGCCAUGCUGGACUAUGCUCAUCAUCACCAUCAACAGCAUCAGCUCCACCAUACCAAUGGUAAAAUGGAUUAUGAUCCCCAUGGACAUCAACAGCAGCAGCAACACCAACAACUUCCUCAUCAUCAAGCACCACACCCUCAUCACAUCUAUGCUACCAGCAGUCCUCAUCACAAUCACCAUGAAAUUAUUAAUUCCAAUGAACAUAAUAUGUCCCCAUUAACCGCAAAUGGUUUAAUCGGCAACUCAUCGGCCGUGCCGACAUCGUUGGGUGCCAAUCCAAAUACCGACGGGAGUUUGUUGCAGCAAACAGCAAUGGUUGGUGGUGGACCACCACCACCAACAACAGCAACACCAAAUAGCAAUAAUCUUUUAACUGGCCCAGUACCCCAAACGAAUGGUGGGGGUCUUAACCCGCAACAUCAUCAGCAACAACAACAACAAUCUCCCACCGGGUUAACAAAUGGCCUAAAACUUAAUAAAGCCUCAUCAUCAUCAUCAUUAGCCAAUAAUAGCAAUACAUCGCCUGCUGCUAAAAAGAAUGACAAAAAGAAAGGAGAUCCCAAUGGCAUUAAGAAGAAGAAAACGAGAACUACAUUUACCGCCUAUCAAUUGGAAGAAUUGGAACGGGCCUUUGAACGAGCUCCAUACCCAGAUGUUUUUGCCCGCGAAGAAUUGGCCAUUAAAUUGAAUCUGAGUGAAUCUCGUGUACAAGUUUGGUUUCAAAAUCGCCGCGCCAAGUGGCGUAAACAUGAGCCGCCACGUAAAACUGGUUACAUUAAGACCAGUACUCCGCCCACCUCAACAUUGAAUACCACGCUGGCAGCACCGUUUGCCACAUUUCCACAAACCACAACUGUGACCCCGCCCGGUAGUAUGGACAGUUGGACAAGUUAUCAGCCACCAUAUGAGUUGAGUCCACAAUUUAGUUUACUAUCACCGGCGGCUAGCCCCUACGGUACCUACACCAGCCAGUAUGGUACCUAUGUCCAUGAAUCGCAAAUAUUCCCAAUGCGUCAUUUUGAAUACGGUAGUCCACCACGAGUAGAAAUGGGUGGAGGUGGUGGCGGUGGUGUUGCUCAACAACCUGACGAUGUACACAAAUUACAUAAUCAUGAUGGUUCCGGGUAUAUGACUCAAUCGGGAAUGAUGGGUGAAGAUGUAACAACAGCUGCCCAUUUAGCGGAUGGCACUACUGUACAUAUGGUACAUCAACAGAAUGGUACAAGUUCGAAAUAUUUAACAACCGAGGAAGCCAAAUAUUUGAAUGUUGGUCCCGGCGGUAAUGAGUUGGAGCAGAAUGGUACAAUAUGUCAUAUUACACCCCACGAAUCGCAACAACAGCAGCAAGCAUCACAACAAGCAACGCAUUUAAAUGUUACCACAGCGUCCGGAGCUACGGGUGAUGAUCCAAAUGAUAAUGGCCUACAAACGGUAAUAAAAAGUGAAGAAGUAAAUGCUGCUGCCGCCGCAGCCGCCGGUCAUCAACAACAACAGCAACAAAACGGUACAGUUUCCCAUACUUAUGUUUUGCCGCCUUUUUUGCAUUAA